Messenger RNA from Zerene cesonia (dogface butterfly), 16190 nucleotides. RefSeq lists its product as uncharacterized. The coding region runs from base 145 to 15378 and encodes 5077 amino acids. The record is from RefSeq and is a predicted model, not a curated record. Gene Ontology annotation, molecular function: calcium ion binding. Lineage: Eukaryota; Metazoa; Arthropoda; Insecta; Lepidoptera; Pieridae. The transcript has 21 exons.
GCGCAGUUCAGUCUCAGUAGACAUACGACCGUCGCCCGCGCACCAACGUUUCUAGCCGCUCAAGAGAUGGCGCUGUGUUAAAUAGAUUUUGACCUGCAUUAAUCUGUGCUGUGAAUUGAACCGUAGCAUGAUAGUGAGAGUGAAAUGCUUCAGCCUAGGUUAUUAACAAGUGGCAGUGAAAUGGGCUUUAUUAACUGUGUUUUAUGGGGUGCAGUGGCGGUGCUUUUAUGUACAACUUUAUCGACAUGUCAAGAUAUAAAUGAUCACGAGCCGAUCGAUGCGACUAGAAUAAAAAGAGAAGGAGUCCCGGAGAAUAGGGACCUGACGGUACUGCUCGUUAAUGACCAGAAUAGAAAUGACUAUGUUUCGAAGAUUGGGCGAUAUCAUAGCAUCAAACCGGUCAUAGGCCUCCUUACCUCGACAGCGAGAACAUUCAUCCAGGAUGGAGUUACAACGGAAUUUGCAACUCAAAUUCUCGGUACGACUUUAGAUAACGGACGAAUUUAUGCUCAAGUCCUUACUAAGUCGUCUCUUGUUCUCUAUAGUAAACCUAGCGAUGAUACAUUUGUUGUUAGUCCAACCCGUCUCCCCUCAAUCGAUGGAUGGAACGUCAAGCAAGAUUUAGGCAUUAUAGACCCUGAUAAAUUUGUUCUUAAAAACACUGAUUAUUUGGCACCUAGUAGCAAAAUGGACAUUGUUUACGCUAGUAAGCCUGCUAAAGAAAGCUUCAAAAUCUGGAAUGCUCCAUCCUCACCCGAUAAUCAAGUUAAUAAUCAAAUUCUUGAAGAGCCAACCGCUCGCAGAGUGCAAGCUUAUAACGAAAUUCCUAAGUUUGAAGUAUAUAAUUAUCUUGACGGUCCAGCCAUUGAUAACGAGAAAAGGGUGGAAUAUGUUGUACAGCCUAGUAUUUUAGAUAACGUUAAUACCUUACAUAGGCAAAGUAAAGCUUAUGAGCCAAUGUCCGAAUCUGUCAAAGAUACUGAGUUUGAAGAAGAUAAAAUCGAUGAAUCUAAUAUUGUUAAAGUUAAGCCCAAUUACGAUUUACCAACCUUUACGAUUAAGAACGAGUUUUCACCAAUAUUUUAUUAUAUUGAUAAUGUUGAAUCUCGGCAUCCAGUGCAGCAAGCAUUACCUGAAACCAAGUCACCUAAAAAAUUGUUCGGAUACAAAAGUGAACCAAGACCAAAGAAAACAUUUACUUAUCAAGGCUUUGCAGAUUUUACGACUGUCGUUGGUGAUACUGUUAUCAUAUUUACCCCUAACACGGAUACAGUUAGACAACCUAAUCCUGACGAAGUAAAUGUUUUUCCUUCUGCUAAACCCGUAGACUCAUUAGCCACCAAGAUAACAUUCUUAUCAGCUGACAUUCCUGUUGCAACUGCAACAUUUAAAUCGAAUGAAGUAACAAAGUUAACUACUCCAAAUGGCCAAGAUGAUAGAUCUGACAAACCUAUCUAUAAUGGUGAUGAAAAUAUGGAUAAAAAUCUAUAUCAACUAGAUGAUCGAAUUCCUGACUCUGUUAGCGUACAAUAUAACAAUGGCUUUGAUUUAAAUUUAGACGUUAUACAGCCUUCUGAACCAGCGUAUACGACAACUGAGAGUACACGAAAUACAAAUGAUUUAGAUGUAAUAGAAAUGGUCGAACAGAAUUCAAUGGCUACUGAACCUUUAAAUACAAUUAAUCCAUCUUCAACAUUAAGAGAGGAGUCUAAAGAAUCCGUUGUAACAGAAAGUAAUAGCAAUGAUCUUUUUACCAAUUCUGUAGAAGAAUCUGAAAAUACUGCUGAAGAAGUUACAGAAACAACGGAGGAGGAUGAAGAACAAGAGGAAGAUGAAAGCACUCAAGAAAUGGAUACAGAAAUAUUAACAACAACAGAAAGUGGUCACAGUGACGAGUCUGAAGAAAUAGAAACAACAACCGAAAACAGAUUUAACAAACAUGAGGAAGUAUUUUGCUCUGAUGGUCUUGAAACUCAAUCUACAAUGACAACAGCAUAUAAAACGUUAACUUAUUUGACAACUUAUUUCAUCCCACUAGAAAGUACAGAAACUACGACAUCUGUAAAAUCUGAUGUUGUAGUGGAAAGUAAUGUUGGCUAUUUGACUAACUUCGUGUGUAAAACGAGUAGUCCGAAUAUAGAACCUACAGCUGUAAUCAACAUUGAAGUAAAUCCAACAGAACAAAGUAAUAUUGAAGCACCUGAGAUAAUUAAAGAAGACUAUGAAAGUCAACAGAAACUAACUACAGCAACAGAAAAGACACCACCCACAACUCCGAUGGAAAAGGAAAUAUUAACUACUGUUCAAGAGGAAGAAGAAACUUCAAAGGAUUUGGAAAUAACACCAGAAGACGAGCAAACUACUAAAGCAACUACAUCAACUACAGCUGAGAGGGUUUCUACAAGUCAAAGUCACGUGGAAGUAUCUGUUAGUACGGAACAUACUCCAACGGAGCAAGUAAAUUACAAAGAGGCAAAUGAAGAAGUUAAUGAUGCAGAAAAUGAAAUUGAUCUUAUCUAUAAAACGUUAUACACGACCUAUACAUACUUUACUACAUUCUUUGGGGACCAAACAUCUAGUGUAGCAAGCCAUAAAUCGAUAGUGACUAAUAUUAUAACGAACACGAUUGACCUAUCCAAAAUGGACCCUUCACUGAUCGACGCUUUUAAUGAAGGUGAGAUUGCUCCAACUAAUGUAGGUAUUGGCAGGCCGACAGAAACGUUUGCAAUUAAUAGCAUUAUUGAUUUAGUUAAAAAUAAAGAUGUUAUUGAAUCAGUUGAAGUUGGUGAACAGUACAGUUCUCAAACGCCAACUCCCAUAUUAGGUGAUGAUAUUAUAGCAAGUAUAAAACCGGAUGGCGUGAAAACUUAUUUUACAACUUACACAUUCUUUACAACAAUUUAUGUUGGUUCGGAUGCGAAUGUUUGUAGUAGAAGUGAAGUUUAUACAAAUUAUGUUGGCCCUGAUGAACUCAUACCUACGAAAGUAAACCCACUCGCUGUAGAAAAUACGAGGGCACAAUUUGAUUUUAGGAAUUGUAAACAAAUCAAGGGAAAAAUACAAGAUAGUGAAAAUGAAAAUGCAUCCAUGGAAAGCAGUGUAUCAACGAAAGAAAAUAAUUUGGAAGAAAAUUCCAAGGAGUCAUCGCCACAACCUACCCCCGUGGAGGUUGACAUGUUGUUAAGUAUUGAUUCGAAUCCUUUAAUAUCAGAGAAUUCUUAUGUAACAGAUGUUAAAUCUUCAUCGUCUAAAGGUGAAACUAAAUAUCUUGAUAACAAUAAUGUCCUCGAUGAUCAAAUAAGCUCGGAAAGUAAUAUCGAUGAAAUAUUACCAUCACCUACUCUUCUAUUACAGACAAGUUAUACGACCUUUACAUAUUUCACUACUAUGUACAUUGGUAAAGAUUCUAGUAAAGUUAAGAGUCGGUUAGAGACAAUAACAAAUGUCGUAACUGAAACUAUCACACCAAAAAUGGAACAAGAAGAGGAAAAUAAUCUACCAAUAACUUAUUACACUACGUUUACGUAUUGGACAACCUUAUAUAAGGAUAAGUCUACGACAAUAACAAGCCGCGAAGAAAUUGUAUCAAACAUAGUCACUCCGACGGUUCAAGUUUCUCCUUCUAUAAGCCCUAUAGAUACAUCGCCAAUUGAUGUUGAAAAUAUCCCCUCGCAAAAAGAAUUAGAUUUGCUUAAUAUUCAACCAUCUGUUAUUGAAGAUAAUUUAGAGCACGAGGACGGAAAAGCAACAUUUUAUACCACUUAUACAUAUUUUACGACGUUCUAUACUGGUAAUACAUCACAAAUAAGAAGUAGUUUGGAGACUGUUACAAAUAUUGUAGAUAAUACAAAGGUUCUUGAAGAUAAUCAACUUGGUAGAAAAGUGCCAACUGGUGCUGUAGAUAAGAAUUUAAUCCAGGAUAGUGAUAAAUCGUUUAUUGCACCAAGUCAAAUAAAGGAAGAGAUAAAGACAACCAAACUUCCUGAUCUAUCUUCUGUAACAACCACAUUAUUACAAGGAACAUACAUAGAUAAUUUGUUUGCUGAAGUUAAUCCAGAUAAAGCAGAAAAGCCUGAAUCACCACCGGAACAAGAAAAGAAAAUUCUGUUUUCUCAAGUUGCUGUUAUAUCAGGUGACUCUACAAUAGUAACUAACGACAAUAAAACCAUAGAAGAAACAACUACAACUACAUCAACAUCUACAUCGACUACUUCUACAGAAUCAUCUAGUCUCCUGACAUCGAAUCCAGAGGUUAUUGAAAGUUCCGUUUCUGAGCCAGAAACUACGACAGAAACAAGACAAGAUUCCGAAGAAGAAGAUGAUGAUUCGAAUACGAGAAAAAGAGGGCGUCUCAGUUUUACCACAAAGAAACCCACAUUUACACCUGUUAUUAUUCCAUUUGCAUCAAGAAACAGGCCAACAUUUAGUCCCAAACGUCAACCCAUACCUGCUAGUGCUACAACAAUUACUCGGCCGGAAUUCACACCAACUAUUACUGCUACACCUACAUUAAAAUCUGUGAGACCAACGGGAGGUUUUGGUGGAAGUAGAAAACAAUCUGUCGUUGGUAGUUCAUUAAAUCCAAGUAGAAGAUUCUCAGGUCGAAGCAGCGCAACAAUAAACUUGUCUGCAAAUAUUCCAGCUUCCAGACCUGGUGGAUUUGGAAGAGCAAGUAUACAACCCACAUCUCGUCGUACCGGUUUUAGAUCAAGCUCUACGCGAGGUAAUAGUUUGGACUUUGCAAGCAGAUCGGCUGCAUCAAGAAUACGUCCUACAGCAUCAUCAAGAUUAAGAAGUGGUAGACAAUCUAGUUCUUUAUUCUAUACGGAACCUAACGAAGCAGAAACAUAUGCGACACAACAGGAAGAAAACGCAACUGAGUCCUUAGAUGAAUUCACAGAAAGCCCUCCUCGUCAAACUACCAACAAUCCACUACUUCGAUUUAGGCGACCCCCAAUUGCCCGGCAACCAGGCACAGCAAUUACUCCAAGAACAACAACGCCUUCUGCAAGAAGGAGUGUCACAGCACGUGGUCGUGUAACAACAACAACAACUAGAAGAACUACUACCAGAACUACCAAUAAUCCAUUAUUGUCAUUACGUAGACAACGUCCAAACUCUUUGUUCCCUCGUAGAAAUCUAUUCAAGCAACCGGAACCUGAACCUGAAGAAGAAAUUGGAGAAAAUGAGCAAAAGGUUGAUGAAAGUGAUGAAAUUCUUGACGAAGAAGAAUUUGAAGAAGACAAUGAUUACGAAUCAUCUGACAGACGAGAACAAAAGGUUGCAACUCCUGCAACGCCUUCUCCAAAACGAUCAAAUAUUGUCUCAAUAAGACCUUUUGGUUUUAAAAGAAGGGUUAAACGUCAGGUCGAUUAUGGAAAUAGAAAGUUCACAAAUUUCCGACGACCAAGCACGAAAUCUGCUAUUACGAGAAAAGCAGAACCUGAACCAGAGACUGAGGCUCCUGCUCCCGCUAAACCUAAAGCAGGACGUUAUAACGUUCGUCCAUCUGCAAACUCAAGAAGCACAACGGUUACAGCACCAAAAUCUUCAGUUAGACAACCGUUUAUAGUUCGCGGUGAAAGUAGGACAACAACUACUUCGGCUCCCGCGUAUAGGCGUGGUAAAGCAAGGACCUCGUCAAGAACAACAACUAUUUCAUCAAGACCAAAAGCUCCACGUUUAUCUGGAAAGAGUACCCAGUCAUCAAGGUCAUCAUCAGGACGCACAACAAGUAGAUCUCGUGCUCGAACAACAACCAGUAGAGCAUCUAGUAGACAAAGAAAUUCAUUCGAAAACUUCAGCGGAGAAAGACAUAAUAAAUAUGAUAACAUUUUGAAUGAUGGCAAAAUAACAAUCACUCAUCAACUUCCAAUAGAAGUAACCAUUCCUGUAGUGAAUGGAAAAAUAACAGAGUACAAAAAUAUUCUUACUGCAAAACCUAGCAUAGAAACACUUUUAUUAAAUCAAGUGUCCACCUCACUUGGUCCUUUGGGUAACCAGCAAUUGGUUCUUGCUUUUGAGUCUACUGAAUUAGCCGACAACGGAGCUACUAAAGUAACUAAAUUUGUUCUACAUGAAACACCAACCACGACUGUCAUAUUUACACCAACAACCAUUCGCGGUCGUAAAACUUCUUAUUCCCACAUUUUACCAAGUACAGUUUAUAAUGUAGAACCAAUAGUACAAACAGUAGCGCCAGAAAUUAACGCAAAUGUUCCUUUGGCUAACUUAUUACUUUCUCAACUACUUUUGGGUAAUCAGCAACCUGCAAUAAACCCUCUUCUAGCAUUACAAGGCCAAGCAUUGUUACCCCAACAACCCGUAGUACAAACACCUGUAACCGAGUACAAAACUAGAUCUACUACCUAUGUAACAACAGUCACUGAUGCUCGAGAAACUGUUCUUCCCAUUACAUUUAGAGGUACACCAAUUUUAACCACAAUCGUUGAUCCAACUACGAAUGUCAUCACGGCCACUGAAUAUAUAACUGAUACUGUAGUUACAACUCCAACAGUACUUGCUCCUCCACCUCAAUUUAAUUCUCUUCUUUUGCCGCUGCUUCUACAGCAACAGCAGCAGCAACAACAACAGCAACAAGGAUUAUCACUUCAAACUGCUAAUCCUUUAUUGGGUUUAAGUCAAUCCGACCUUAAUGCGCUGUCUAAUAACUUAGGUCAAAACAAUAUUGCUCAAAAUAAUUUAAACAAUGAUAUCUAUAGUAAUAGUCCCAAACCCAACAUUCUAUCUGAUUUAAAUAGUAACGAAGAUUUUUCUGAUGAUAUACGCGAUGAAGAUGAGGAAGACAUCGCUCCUCCAUUACCGCCUCCAACUCGAAAAAGGCACAGGACGAAGGCUGCAAAACCAAGUCCACCAAAACAAACGAGUGUAGUAACGCUAUACGUAUCUGGAAAACACCCUGGAGAAUUUAGCACAGUUCUGUCAACCGUAGUUACUGAUGACACUCAAACUGUUAGGAAAAGAGAGGCCAUAUAUUACGAGGAUGUCCAAAUCCUACCAUCUUUGCUACCAUCUAUUGACGAACUGUAUAGCUCGCAUGAUAACACCGCCCUUGAAAACUCUAUAUUAUCCGAUAUGGAUAAAUACUUUUUAAGUUCAGAAAAGGAAUCUCAACUCGAAACACAAAGCUUAGAAAGUAUAGUAGGAAGUUUAAGUAAUCACAUAAAAUAUGACGCUUCACCAACUUAUGUCGCAAAAUUAGCAAGCCCUUCUUCAAUUAGGAAUAGAAAACAAAGCUCAGUGGACGACGUCUCUUCGUUUAACACAAAUGCUAUAGUAUACGAUAAUACACCUUGGAGACCUGGUAGAGACACUGAUCAGGUUCGAUCGUCAGAAGAUGAAAGGAAAAUUAAGAAUCUAGCGACUCGAAUAUUAUCUAACGGUGUUGAAGUUUUGGUUAAGGAUAAAAGUCAUGAUGGCAAACAAGAACAGCGUAUGCUUAAGUUCAUGCACAUUACUUCAAUAAAACCGCAUCACGCCGGUACUACACAAAACAAGUCACUAUUAUCUUCAGCAGUUGCUACCGUUGUGAAUCAACAACAAAUGAGCGCUUUUUUUCCCAUGCACCACCUCAGGCAGCACAAUUAUAUCAUCAAGACAUGUAUGACAACCUACACAUAUUUGACGACAAUUGUUCAAAACAAGAGAAGCGCUAUAUCGACAUUCGAAACUAUCGUAUCCGUGGUUACUACGGAAUCGUUAACAAACCUUUAUGCGUCAGACGUUUUGGCUGAAUUAAAGCCAACGAAAACCAAAUACAUGGAAGUGAAAACAAUUCAGCCAACAGAAGCAAAUAACAUUUACCUGAAUAAUCUUGGAAAAAUUGAUAAACGUAUAGAUCAUGAUGAUGAUAGUAUGUUUGAUUUGAUACAACCCUCAGAAGUCAAUCAUGUCUCUUGUACUACAACUUCGUGCUCUUGUAGUCACACUAAAACUGAAGGCCUGCAAUCUAAAUACACAAAUAUCAGAGACUCAGAAGUACUGACCGAUAAGCAUGCAACAAAAACGACGAAAAGAGAUGUUCCUAAAGUUGAUAUCAAAACCACAAACAAGGAAACAAUGUCUAUGAAAACUAAAUAUCGACCAUAUGACUAUGAAAUAAAUUCUCCGAUUACACCUACUGACAGAAUUGUGGAAAAAUACACGGAAGUAAUAAGCGAUUAUUCGGAUGAGAAAGACAACAAUCCUUUAAAAGCAAGUGACCUUUUGACAAAUGAACAAGCCCCUGGGCCAAUAAAAACAAACAAGACUACAAACAAUAAAACACCAGAAAAAGUUAAACCAGACAGGCCACAGAAAGUAAACAAAAACAAACUGGUUGUUGCUGAACUAAUAAAGCUAGGUUCUUUAGGUAUUAAAGGAUUAUCCCAACUUGCUCCUGUUUUUGAAAAGAUGACAGGUAGUUUUAUGAAACGACAAGAAGUUAAUCAAACGACAACUUCAACAACAGAAAAGCCUGUUACAAAAUUGACUCCUUACACUGCAGACAAGAGAGUUGAUAGUGAAGAAACAAAACAUGGUAAUUUUCCAAUUUACAUACCAGUCGACGAGAUGGAAACUGCAGAAUCACAGGUGUCAUUUAGUAAUGUAUCAUUACAUAAAAACUAUCCAUGGGCUUUUGACCACAAGCAUUCGAAAGGUCAUUAUAUCGUUCCACCCAAAAUUGUUCAAGAAAGUCCUCUAGUGAAUGGUGGAAUACCCAUUAGUCCUGGUGAAAUAAUUCGCGCUAAUUCUGAUGUAAUUGUUGGAAAACCUGCAGUAGGAGGGCCAUUAACUUUAGCUGCGAGUGGAAUAAAGUUCCAUAACCCCGUAAACCGACCCCCCGUGGAUAGUUAUACGGCUGAUAGCGAACAAUAUCCUGUUAAUGAACAAUAUCCUCUCAGUCUUCCCCAGAAUAAGAAGAAAAACUUAGCACAUGUGGACGAUUCAUUUGAUUUGAGGCCUCCUGAACCACCUAAAAUAUAUUCAAAACCGUUGAAUAACGGAUUAAGACCUUCAUCAGUUCCUUCCCACUCAAAUCAAAAUUCAGGUGGCAAAGCGACGCCCUCUAAGGACCAAUCUAAUAAAAUAAAUGGCGGGGAAGUUCAUAAUGAUCAUGGUCGCCCAUUAUUUUUAGAUUAUAUACCAUCGUUAGUAAAACCUUCAAGCACUAAUAUACCUAUAGAGCAUCAUAUUGAAUUCCGACCGGUUGACGAAAAUCGAGAUGGAUACGAAGUUAUGGACAGUAGUCCAAGUUCUUCUGAAAUAGUGAGCAGUAAAAUUGAAGCUACCGAUGAAGAUAUAUCUGAUUCCUCAGAUGCUUUUAACAAGCCUUUCUUAGUCGAUAUACAACCAUCUAGGGUUGCUAAUGUAUUAAUUCCACAUGGAAGUUCAACCGCCCUGGUUUUCGCUGGAUCGUCUGAACCUCAUAAAACUGGUGAAUAUAUAGAUGAUCCUUUGCCAUAUCCUGAACCAGGUUAUUUUGGAAGUUUUAGUAUUGAUGCACCACAAAUGACAAAUGUGCAUAGCGUAAGUCCUAAUCAAGGUCAAUCAUCGAAAAAACCAAGUAUAAUUUCGCCUUCAAUUGAUCAAUAUAAUAACCGAAAUAUACAAUUUAAUGAAAAGAAAACCGAAAUAAAUAACAAUGUAAAAUUGAAAUGGGACAAUAAUCAACGUUUCAAUCCGAAAAACAUACCUCCGCCCAUGAGUAUACAAGAGUCACAUGUACGAAUUGGACCUCAAAUUACUGUAUAUAAACCAGAGAACUAUAACGGAGAUUUUGAAAAAUACAAACAAAACAAAAAACCUUUAAAAUCAAAGGAUGGUAAAGAAAUAAUCGAUCGAGAAUACGAAAACUAUUUAGCAGUUCCUCCGCCACCUCCAAAGCCACAAUACCAGGAAAAUCAUCACUCAAAAAAUAAACCUUAUAACCAAAGACCGAUAGUCCACACAAAACCAGUUCAAGACAUGAAAGUAUUCUUGAAUGUACAACACCCGGUUCCAGAUCAAUUACCUCCUAAGAUUACGUCUGAAAUAUAUUUCGCGUCACAACCUCCUAAAAAUAUUCAAAAUCCUACUUAUACCGUUCAAGUGCCCAAGCUGUCAUCUGCAAAUGAUGCCCAACAUACCAAUUAUGUAAGUUACCAACCAUACAGACCAAACAAUUUUGAGAGUAAUUCCUUUUCAGUCAUUACAUCACCGAAUAUUGCAAAUAAAUCGAUCACGACUAAUAUUAAGAACGACAAUACGUUUAGCGUAACACUAAAUACCGCUACUGGCAUUAAAAAUCAUGGAGGUGCCAGUCACACCAUCGGUGCAAGUAUAACGGUACCUUUAAGUGCUUCUGAGCACAAUGGUGAAAUAAAUGCUAAUAUACCAAUCGGCACAAAUUUUGCAAUAAGAGUUGAAGAUGAUCCAUCUAAAUAUGAUACCGUUGCUUUGAACGGUAAACGAGAUCCCAGCUUAAUAUAUGACAAAACUAAUAAAAACAGUAUUAACAAUACAACAGCUCAUAAAAUAUCUUCGAAUGAAUCAAAUAUAACUAAAAAUAAUAUUUUUGUACAUAAGGAUAAUAAAGAUGUGGUUGAAGCACCACCACCGUCUAUUAAUAGCCAUGCUAAUUUCCCUAUGAUAAAUGAUAAAACUUAUAAAACUAACAAACACGAGAAGCCAGUACCUAAUACAAAUGAUGAUAUGGAGUCACAUGAACAGAGACGCCCAGGAAAAAUCAUUUCUCAUAUACCGACUAAUUCCCAUGGAUGGUAUUCUAGUGUGCUCAACGAGGAUAAUUUAAAACAUAUAAACAACAUAAAGGUUGAAGUUACGACUAGAAAAGUAAUACCUUUGACGUAUGAGUACGAUAAAGACCGUGUACAAGAUUUUGGUCCUAAAAUAACCACGAUAGGUAAACCUCCUACCGACUUUUUGGAUGCAAGUGCAAGGCCUUCACCCAAUAAGUUUAACAUUGGAAGACCGUUUACAAAACAAAAAGAUUCAGACAAACCACCUUCAUCGACAUUUACAAUAAAACCUAGUUAUAUACCGUCUAUUUAUAUUUCAAAGCAACCUGUCUAUAAUAUUCCAAUCGUUGAUAAUUCGGAUGAAGUAAGUAUUAAACCGACCGAAAAUGUGAAACCCGUAUAUGAAACUUCCGAGGAAAUUUACGACGGCAAAGAAGGACUUGAGGAAACUGAUGAAGAAAUGUCGGGAGAGGUCAGUUCGGAAUCAAUGAAAGUUCCAAUAAUCACUUUCUCGAGUGAAAAUAGUACUGUAUCAAAAUCAACUAAUGAAAUUAUACCACCGGUGCAUAAAGAUAAGGCGGAGUUUGUUAAAUUCAACCCUGGUACUCAAACGGAAAAACCAUUCAGAUCUGAUAAUAAGACAGCAUUCAAUUCUAAUAAUAUGAAUCCAAUAUUUAAUAAUAAUCCAUACAUGAAACCUAGACCUUUUACAGUAAAUAACGCAUCACCACUUGACCAUCAAUUACAACAACCACACUGGCAGAUUAAUGAAAUGAUGGAAAAUAGUACCAAUGCGUCAUAUGAAGACAGUUUUGAACUCAACACUGGGGAAAAGUUGAAUGAGAAAUAUUUAAAUAAAUCAAUGAGUUCCGUUAAUGAGACUAAUGUUCAUUUCUAUGAUAAACAAAAUGAUUCUAAUAUUAUUACGUCCACAAUUCAUAUAAAAGAUAAAAAACCAUUGUUGAUAAAAGUUCCAGAUAGAUCUACUUUGCCUACUUUUACAAUAAAUACAGAUGAUGUGAAUAAUGCAACAAUAAGUGACAUUAUUGAUUUGUCACCCCCUCCACAAAGACCAGAUUAUAAUGUACGACCUUCACAGCAUAACGAGUUAAUUAUGGGAAUGAGCCCACCGCCACCAGCUACUAUUUCAAUCAAUAGACAUCCCACAAGAGCUCCUCAAACCGCGAGACCUGUAAUUCCUGUCCGAACACCUCCACCUUAUAGAAAUGUACCACCUAGAACUUUACCACCAAGACUUAACGCUCAACGACCAGUUAAGAAACCAGUAAUUAUCAAUGAUGACGUAUCUACUUAUAGACCUACACAUGACAUGUUUAAUAAAUAUAAACGUCCUUACUUUAAUCGUGACCAACCGUCAUCAUUACUACUACCGCCUCCACGCGAACUUCCAACUGCAAUUCCUGAACUGGAUUCCGUACCUGCAUCGACACUUGCAGCAUCUUCUGUGUCCAAUGUUAUUUUCCCGACACCUACUUCAUCAGGAUGGUUGACCUCUUCAGGUGUAGAAUUUUCAUCUAGUUUUAAAUUUAACCCCACAUCUGUUCAAUAUCCAGAAAUAAUAACAUCGUCUAAAUCAGACAUUGGCUUGAUCUCAUCAGAUGCAUCUGCUGAUAAUUCCUAUUCGUACGAAGACGAGGCUAGUCAAUCUAAUGAUAGCUCAGAAAGUCCUGAACCCGAAAAGAGCUAUCCUAAUGUACCAUCCGCAGAUGAACCUAUGACGCAAUCUAGUGAAGUCAAUAAGAAUACGGCUAAUAAUUCUUUAUCAUAUGAAUCAAGUCAAGAAGAAAGUGGCGUAACCGAUAAUAUUAAGAUCACAUCAAUAAUAGGUACAAGAAAUAGAACACGUAAGCCAUACCCGAUUCGGCCUGAUGAUAGAAAAACCAAUAAAUAUAAACCUUCAACAAAAUCCAGCACCAUUGCACCAACAAGGACUUUAUCCAGGCCAGAAGUAUUAUAUCCAACUAGACAAGUUUCGAUUAAGAAAAUUAUAAGGCCAGGUGUAAGCCGUUAUCCUAAUACGCAACAGUUCCAUAUAAUUGAGAGUUCAGAAGCACCACUUGACGAAGAUUUCAUAAAACCUACACAAUCUCUCAGUAUAUUUGACGAUAAGCCUUCAAUUUCACAUGAAAUUACAGCUACAAUUGAAAAAACAAUAACCUCAACACUGACCAUUAACAGGAACCCAGAAUCAACACACGUUGAAGUUUUGCAUCAUGCUGGUAAUGAAAUAAGAAUAUCAGACGAAAUUAUUCCUACUAAGACCGAGUUCAAAACUACCGUUGUAACUCUAACAAAAACUCUUUCUGAACCUCCAAGGACGAUAUCCAGCGUUGGUUAUAUUAAUCUGACUCACACUUUAACUGUCACACAUACAAAAACAAGUCUUGUUAGUCAAUCAGAAGGAGCUGUUACGCAAACUUUAGUUUUGACCAAUACCCACACCUCAACUGUCGUAGACGUUAUAACGGAAAUUUACACGCAAGUUCAACCUACCACCAUAAUUGAAACAGUAACAAAACAUAUCCCUAUACCACAAGUUGAAGCCACUCCCGUUCAGGAAAUAUCUUCAACAAAGGUAUCCCUGGAUGAUAUUUCUAUGUCUUCAGAAGAAAAGGAGAACUUUAUAAUUAAAGACUCAGAUGCCACAGAGAAUAUUCAAAAGAUUGAGGCUGAGGAAGAAAAAGACAACGAGAGUUUCUUUGUUGUAAUGAAUAAAUCUCAAAAUGGAGGUAAAGCGCCACCAAUAAGCACAGAUAUUGAAACCGGUGACUACGAUGGAAUAACGAGAAAUGAACAAGUUAAUAGCAAUGGCGUAUCUCAAGUUUUGUUCGGUGAAAUAUUGUUAGCUGGAACGCCUUAUUUGGAAACGACAAAUAUUGGUCAUGCCGGAAUUGGUUUCGGUAAAGAAUGUCAACCGGACUGCAAAGCAUCAAGAAAUGAGCGCUGUCAAAGGAUUGAUGGUAUGAUGAAAUGUGUAUGCAGACCUGGCUUUGCAAGAAUGUUCCCAGAUAGACCGUGUAAACCAACGUACACAUAUUCUGUAAGCCUGGUUCUAGCAUCGCAAGGCAACAAACGUCUCAAGUUCCACCCCAAUCUGGCCGACAAUUCUACCAAAGAGUACCAUAAUCUAGCUAUCGCUACACAUGAAGGUAUAAAUAGAAUGGUGAUGCAAUCAGAUUUGAGAGAUGUAUUCCAUGGUGUUCACAUAACUGGGUUCCAUCCGGUUGAGAUGACAGCCAAGAAUAAAGAAGUUUACCAGGGUGUUGUAAACGACUUCUACGUCCAGCUCUCCGAUAAUGCCCAUGAAUACAGAUUGAAGGAAGUCAUAGAGAAAUACUUGAGGAAUAAUAACUACAGUCUCGGAGGAACUGAAGUGCAUGCGGCUGCCGAUCUGAUAGACAGGCUUAAUGUUAGCGACUUCGACGAAUGCCUCAGCAGCCAAUUCCAUGACUGUUCUGAGCACGCCAAGUGUUUCAACCUUCGUGGCACCUACACCUGCAGUUGUUUGGAAGGAUUUGCUGACUUAAGCGUCAACACACUUUACCCUGGCAGGAUUUGUUCUUCGGAAGCAGUUGGUUGCGAUACCUGCAACUACCACGGUACUUGCUUCGACAGAGAAAGCGCCGUCAUCUGCGAAUGCUUCAAAUGGUAUGCAGGAAAGACCUGCCAGAUUAAUCUUAAAGCGGUGCUAAUCACAGUGACAGUCAGCGGUCUGCUGAUAAUAGCGGCUGCGACAAUCUACGCAUCACGGCGCUGCUGCGCGCCGCGCUCGCCGGCCACGCAGACGUUCGUGAUUGGCUGCAUGCAGGGGUUGCCGACCUUGCAUCAGGGUAAUAUGCCGAAGCAGAGAGCUGAUCGACGGGCGCUUAUAGCUGAGCGAGAAACUGCCGAGACUUGUAGCGUUCAGAACGCUUCGUUACCUUAUAUUCCAACAAAGCGUUCCCGCGCGUCCGCGGCAUCCAGCAAGCAGUGUGCGAUGUCACCCCCUCCCCCACACUCGCCGCCGCCGCCCCCCGCGCCCGCCGUGCUCAUCCCCCGCGCGCGCCUGCACCCGCACUCCGACAGCCGCGACAACCUUUCAAGAAAGAAGAGUCUAGAAGCAUGCGCCGAAGCGAAAUUAAUCAGUUAUUUAGAAUCCGGCGCAACUAACGUUACUGAAGAGAUGAGAAGAAAGCACAGCUUAGAAUCGUCCUAUAGCGCUAACAAGGAUAGGCAUAAUAAACAAGGUGCAUUAGUAUCAGCUGGAUUUAAAGUAUCAACAACAGUCCGUCCCGAAGAUGCAAUGAAGGAAGACGACGCUUCGUCGAUAAACAAGACUGACGUUGACGGGCAGUUGUCGAGAUUUGAUACUUUAAGGAAAUCUUAUAGCCAAGAUGACAAUAUGUCGGAAUGGACGGACGCUGAGCGUCGAUUGGGAGAGUUGACUCUGUCGGAGGCGCGCUCGGUGGGCGGCACGCUGCCCGCCAGCACGGGCCGCGCUGCGUCUUCUACGAGACUUACUCAUCAGGAAGCAAACACGAUGGCUGAACGGGACCUGGGCUCCACCUUCCUCCUGCCCCACGUGCACCUCUAUAAACCUGACCCUACUAGCGACGUAUCCGAGUUUGACUCUCUAUGAAGAAACAAACAUUAGACUGAAGAAACUGUAUUAUUUAUUAAUUUAACUUAUUUUCACUUAGAUAUUAAAUUGAAUAUCCAUCAACUCGAGGCUUUAUCACCAAAACUAUUUAUUUGAACUAGUUUAAUCAUUUUUUUAUUCCAGUGAAAAAUCUUUCUAUAUUUUGAUUAGCAACGAUGUAUAUAUCUUCAUACGAAAUGUAGAAUGCCAUAAUAUAUUUAAGUAUCCUUAGAUUUAAGUUGAUGAAAGCAAUUUGAAGAAGAGAUCGAUAUAAUGGAUCUCUUAUUUGAAGAGUUUUCGUUUAAAUUAUUUAUUGUGCAACGGUAUGUGCCAAUAUGCGGAAGUAUCUUAAAUGAAAACCAGAAGGUAGCGGGUUCGAAUCCCAUCGGAAGUAAUUAAAUAGGAUUUUUUAAACAUCAAAUUGUGUACUUUACAAUUCUUUUGCUUCUGAACUUUGUUUUGUAGAGGCUAGAUCGAUGUAUAUAGAUAAUAUUUAUUAAUUAUCAAUAUUUAUGUAAAUAUUUCAAUUAAUUAUAGAGAAUUUUAGUUUUUUCCUGGUUUUAAACACUGACAUUUUAGAUUCAAAGUAAAUAACUAUUUUAAUAAACUGGUAUCUUUGGCUUCGAAAACAAAAUAUAAAAUCAUCGAACCCUGUACAUUUCAUUUACUUCAUUCACGAUAUAUUUAGUAUCCACUCCUUUAAUUCAUUAAUUUAUUUAUAGGUAAGUUCUGAGUAUUGUAGCUGCUAAUAAUUGAGAUGGCAUAACUGUUUUUAUAUUUUUUGUUAAUUUUCAAUAAAAUAUUUUGUAAUA